Messenger RNA from Exserohilum turcica Et28A, 1484 nucleotides. RefSeq lists its product as uncharacterized. The coding region runs from base 290 to 1444 and encodes 384 amino acids. NCBI's taxonomy places the organism in Eukaryota, Fungi, Ascomycota, Dothideomycetes, Pleosporales, Pleosporaceae. The transcript has 2 exons. The record is from RefSeq and is a predicted model, not a curated record.
CGCCAACUGGUUGUCACUCUUUGCCUUUUUCCCCAUCGCCGCUGUUUACCCCUGGCGGCCCGCAAAAAAGCCACCGACAUUUGCUCGGCUGCUGCAGGUACCCGAUCUGAACUGGACCUCUGGACGCUGAAAGAAAAGAAAAAGGCCGCCGACAGUGAGAUUGGACGGCCCCGUGUCGAAACAAAGAAGUCAUAGUGCCAGAGGGAGAAACAAGACACGGCCAUGGGCUGCAUGAAUUCGUCAAGAUUUCAUCGUUAAUUAUAGCACCAUCACCUUGCCGUUUACUGCAAUGGAUGCGCACCAUAUUAUCAAUCCUUCCGAGUCGCUAGCGACUGUGUCGCACCAUCGUCCCCUGCCAACGCUCAUAAGGCAACACGAAAACCGCAGCUGCUGUGUUUCCUUAUAUUGGCGCGUGUCACCACGGCUCGGCUCUUCUUUCCGCGCGCUGCUCCUGUUCCUCGUUGCAUUUCUAUCCUGCAACUCCCUUGCUGCUCCCGUCUUCGUAGCUGGAGCCCAUGGUGAUCGACCAGUGCUACUCGUGGAAGACGACCUUGCAUGGACUGGAUCGGCGCUGCGCCUCGAUCUCAGUCCUCCGCCGACGGUUCCGCAAUUGAUGCCUCCAUUACAGCGCGACGACGACGACGACGACGACGACACCACCCACAUCCACAACGCGCCGCCAUUGAAACGAGCCCUCGACACGGAUCCUAGUAAUGCCGGCAGUGGCGACUUUUCAAUUCCCACGGCCUUUGACUCGGGGCUGUCGAACAACUUUACCAACUCAUGCGCCAAAUUCCUGAACUCGAUGCGUCAACAGAAUGAUUUUAAGAACUGUCAUCCUUUUUCCUUGCUCAUGCAGACAUCAAGUGGUUUCUUCGAUGCUUCCAAGUCCACACUCCGCAUCACCCAGACUCUCGACGCGACAUGCGGCGUCAACGCAACACAAUGCCAAACAGUCAUGAACAAAUACGCCUUGCAAAUGCUGUCCCCAUCAGCAUGCCCGACAGACUACGCAGGCGAUAAUCCCACAGUCCUGGGGACCUACAAUGGCUUAAUCGCAUACAUGCCGGCAUAUCAGGCAAGUUGCCUGCACGACGAUCAAGGCAACUAUUGCUUUGCAAAUGCCGUCAGCAACAUUACGUCUCCUGGAGACGCAUACCCGUUUUACCUACCCAUUGGCCAGCAGCUUCCAGGUGGAUCUCGGCCGACUUGCAACUCGUGCUUGCGCCAAGAAAUGGGUGUGUUUGCGUCUUACAGUACCAACACUACACAGCCCAUUUCCAAAACAUACACUUCAGCCGCACAGCAAAUCGCAAUAGCGUGUGGUUCCAACUUCAUCGACGUCAAGGCCGCUCCCGCCAAAAGCGCCGCAUCGGCAACCAGCGCGCCCCUGACACCUACCAUUACCCUUAUUCUAAUGUUUUUACUUUUCCUCUUCCAAUGAUGGACCGAUACCCCAAAAUACACGAUUCCUGUAUAUAUUC